CCAUUGCUCACGCUUCCCUCCCCCCUCUCUCGGCCGCGCUUCGAUAAUCUAGAAGCUUCCCUCAAGAAUGGCGUCGACCCCGGAUCUCGAAGAUGGUCUCACCGACUACGAGCGCCUUCGCGAGGAGAACAUCCGCCGAAACGGGGCUAUGCUUGCAUCCGUCCGCCGCAAGGCCGACGAGCUCUCCGCCGCCAUCCGGUCCGCUAAUCCUAAACGAGGGCGCGGGCGUCCCCCCGGGCAGACCGGUAAGAAGCCCGGUAUUAAGCCCGAGCCCCUGGCCAGCUCCAUCGUACUCCGCUCCAGCGGCCCCUCUCCCGCCUACCUCCUCCCGGAACCCCACGGCGGAGGCACCCACCUCUCAUCCUCCCUUGCGUCCUCCAUCCUUGGGGCUGCCUCGUCUUCCCCAGCGGAGGCCAAGACUCGCGCGGACGAUUUCGAUGCCGGGAAGGAGCUGGUGCUGAAACCCGCGCACGUGAGGAGGGUGGUGACCUCCCGUGUACUGUCGAUGCGGGUCCUUCCGCUCGUCGACCGGACCGUGGUGGCGGCGGGAGACAAGUUCGGGAAUAUUGGGUUCUGGGACGUCGACGGUGUCUCGGAGGAUCAGGAUGGCGACGGUACAGGCGUGCUGUACCGCUAUUUGCCACACAAGAGCCGUGUGGCGGCAAUCGUGGCGCACCAAGCGGCACCACAGAAGAUUUACAGCUGUAGCUAUCAGGGUGAAAUUUGUCUUAUGGACUUUGAGAAGGAGAACUUUAAUAUGGUCCAUUUGUGUGAAUCUCCUGUUUAUUCGCUCUGUCAAGCACAAAAUCGUGUCAGAUGCCUAUAUUUUGGUGAUGGAAAUGGUGACCUGACACUUUUCGAUGAGCGUGUGGGUAAGGUAUCAACCAAAUGGGAUGUGCAUGACGAGAGAAUCAACUCAAUAGAUUUUCAUCCGGAGAACACACAUAUGCUUGCUACCAGUUCAAGGGAUCGAACAGCCUGUAUAUGGGAUGUGAGAAGUAUGAAAACGAAGGAGCCAGAUAGCUUGAAGGUUUUCAAACUUGACGGACCUGUUCAGUCAGCUUAUUUCUCACCUAGUGGCUGCAUAUUAGCAAUAACAAGCCACAGCCUUCAUGGUACUGUUCGAGUAUUUAGCAUGGAUGACUUUGAUAAGUCGCAUGAGCAUAACCAGGCAGGCAGUUUGCUUCAUAAAUUCAAGGUAAUCUGGGGUUGGAACGACACUGACCUAUAUGUUGGAAACAUGAGUAAGGCAAUAGAUAUUAUCUCAGUUGAUGUCAAUGACAGUGGCCUCUCGGCUCGGAAAAACACAUGUCUUUGGAGUGAAUAUAUGACAUCCGUUCCAUGCCAGUUAUCUGCACACCCAUAUAAAGUUGGCCAUCUUGCUUGUGCAAAUUGCUGUGGCAAGGUGUUCCUUUGGACCAGUGCUUAAAUAAAAAAGAUCUCCAAUGGCUGACUUGUGAACUGGUCCUGGGCUCCGGGCUCUCUUAUUCCUAAGUAAUGCUUGAAAGAUUACUUUUAUUAUGAUGGCUGUAACAUGUUGCUGGAGCCGAAGAAAUGUAUCAUAUUUAGUAAGUAUAAAAGCAGGGUAUAUCACUGUCUUUGAUGUUUUAGUUGGUGGACCUGCUGAAUGUUGUGCUAUGAGGAAUAGAUAGAUUCUCUUGACCCGAGAAGUUCUGAUAUAAAACUGUAUUUGCAGUAACAACGCUGUAUAGGUUGGUACUCUCUCGCUCUAAAUACUUGUCACAUGUUCAAUGAACCUACACAGAUUUUAGCCUACAUUCUGCAUAAAUCUGCCACAAGUAUUGGAGGCCAGAGGGAGUAGUAUUAUACAUGCAAAUAUAAGUAUUUCCCCUAUCUACCGUGUCAUUCUUCUUGUCCUGUGGUGAUGCCAUAACUGAUGUGGUGUGAUACAGGAUCAGAGUAUUGCUGCGUGCUUGCCACAUGAAGCCAUUGACAUGUCAUACAUAGCUCCUCCGAUCAAGAUGUUU
Lolium perenne is the source of this 1988-nucleotide messenger RNA. RefSeq lists its product as uncharacterized. The record is from RefSeq and is a predicted model, not a curated record. Lineage: Eukaryota; Viridiplantae; Streptophyta; Magnoliopsida; Poales; Poaceae. Gene Ontology annotation, biological process: regulation of DNA damage checkpoint. Gene Ontology annotation, cellular component: nucleus. Gene Ontology annotation, molecular function: DNA binding; protein binding.